Molecule: messenger RNA, 2328 nt
Organism: Sapajus apella (tufted capuchin)
Lineage: Eukaryota; Metazoa; Chordata; Mammalia; Primates; Cebidae
Exons: 4
Coding region: 1-1179 (392 amino acids)
Source: RefSeq, a predicted model, not a curated record
AUGUCUCGGGAAUCUGGGUUCUCCCCAGGUCCCGGGGUAUUCGGGAGGAGCUGCGCCUUCCAGCAUCUGAGCUCCAGGCCGGGUCCAGGAGACCAGACCCGCGCACCCUGCCGACGGUCCCAGCGCCGAGGCCAGGGGGCGCAGGGCCUCGAGCACGCCGGGCUGCGACGCAUCCUCUUUGUAUUCCAUCUCUUUCCGCCGCCUGGUGUCCAGGAAGCGUUUACCGCCCCAGUGACACAAGAGAGCACCGGUAAGGCGAAGGGAGGGUUCCGCGGGCGCGGGUUCCGCGGGCGCGGGUUCCGCGGGCGCGGGUUCCGCGGGCGCGGGUUCCGCGGGCGCGGGUUCCGCGGGCGCGGGUUCCGCGGGCUCAGGGGAGUGCGCGUGCGCCCGGUGGAGGCGGCCCUGCGCGCUUGCCGUAAGCUGCGGGACCCGGGCUGCCUGACUCGCCGGUGGCAGCUGGCGGCCUCGCUUGGCGCCGCAGGGGCCCGGAGGAGUGUGGGGCGGCGCGGACGUUGCGGUGUAAGUGCUCGGAUCGCUGUCCUCUGGAGUCCGCGGGGGGGGGGGGCGGCUGUUGCUGGGAUCUUGGGGUGCAGCCCGGCGGCCCCACUCCUCUCCCCUGGCCGCUUCCUCCUCCCACGCCCGGCAGGCGGGUGUAGCGGGGACCACGCGGCAGCUCUCGCAUCCCGAGCGGCGUCACCGCACGACGGGCCGCUGGGUGCCGGCUCCAGGCGCUGUCUGGCGGGGGUUGGGAUGGGAGAGGGAGGGCGCGCGCUCGGGUCCCACGGGCUGGCCGGGCCGCUGGUGCGUUCCGUGGCUGGAGAACCCGAGCCCAGAUCGUGUCCCGCUUCCCUUUCCUUUGAUGGUAAGGCUCAGGGGGAAAACCUCCUCAAUUGGAAACCGCACACCGCGUCUUCCCUGGGCCGCGGGCGCCGGGUUGGGUGUGUGCGGCUGGGCGCGGGCUCCCUGAGGAGCUCGGCUUCGCGGACCGAGCGGGCGGCGGCGGGGCGGGGACGGAGCGCGCUGAAGCAGCCCCGCGACCUGGCCGGGCUCUUAGUGCACCCAGGAUUCUGGCCACUCCCUCCCAGAGCCCUGCCUUGGCUGAGCUGGUCACCACUGCUUGACCGGGGCUGCCGGCUUGCCUGUCAUCUGCAGUGCAUAGUGGCUGCCUCCAGGAGAUGAUGGUUGUGUGAGUGCCUGCCAUGGCCCACUGGAAGCGUGAGAGCGCGGGGAGCGGCUUGUUGGACCACAGGGUGAGGCUGGGCCCUGUACCCCACAGCCAGGAGCUAAGAUGUGGAGCUGCCCUUGGAGGACUACGUGCCCAGGGGCCUGGAACUGGCCACCCUGUGGCCAGAGAGCCCCAUGCCCAAGCACUAGGAGUGCCACAACCACAGCCCCGAUGCGGACUCCAGCUCCAACUAUGUGAGCAACAUCUUUGGGGAGCAGGACUAUGACGAGGGCGUCCCUGAGGAGGGAGGAGGGCAUCACCUACUACAUCUGCUACUGCCCCAAGGUCAACAGCUACCUGUAGGGCAUGGACUGCAACGGGGAUGAGUACCUGGUCCAUGGCACACACCCCAUGCACACCGACAAGUGUCAGGAGCAUCCACACAAUAUGCCUCGUAACUGGACCAGUGAAGAGUUCAGUCCCUAUUAGAACUGCAAGGCACCCAGUCCCUGUCACCACCUUACUUCAGCAUCUGCAGGGGCUGUACCAAGAGGUCCCUUGCUCUCAGGCCCGUCUGCUCCCUUCCCUGGGACAGGAGAGGAGUGGCUGGACUCGGCAGGCCUGCACCCCCCCGGCCACUGUGCUGAGGGCAGCCAGGACUACCCGGACGGCCACCUGCCCUUCCUGGAGGAUGAGCCCUCUGUCCUGGAGGCCCACGACCAGGAGGAAGACUACUGUCCCAGCAAAGAGGGUUACCAGGACUGCUACCCCACAGAGGCCAACGAGAACACCGGUGCCUCCCACUACCACCUAAGGCAGGGGGACGGGGACUUGGAGGACCAGAAGGAGGACAUCGACUCGAUCGUGGCUGAGAUCAAGAGGUGCCUGAGCAUGACGAACAUCACCAGUGCCAGUGAGACCAGCAGAACUAUAAAAUGUUGCACAGGAGUGACGAACUCUAAAUUCAGGGGAAUGGGUACCUCUAGGGAUGGGUAGAGGAAUAAGCCUGUGGGGGUGGUUCUGGGGGCUUUAUUUCAUAUAUAAGUUUGUUUUAGUUCAUGAAACAAGAGAAAGUCUGAAGCAAGUACAACUACAUAUGAGUAUGUUCUGAUAACCCCAGAGAGUGGUAUCCAGGUGUUUGACAUAUGGGCUUCCUAUAGAUU